GCUGUAUGAACUAUGAAGGGAGGGCUAUCAAGCUGUCAGAUGGUGAAUAGCAAAGCGGAGCGGUAGUGAGAAUUAUUUUAACAAAUAUGUGUUUUUAUUUUCAAUAUCAUACACAUAGGUAAUCGCCGCACCUAGUAUUAAGCUUUAGGGUAAUCAAGAACGGGAGCCAGCACCGGAGCUGCCGCAAAAUGGGCUCCAGGGAUAGGGACACUAAGUCCCUUCACGACAAGUUGAAAGUGUUAUUCAAGAAAGGUGGCUCUGCGCCCGUAGCUGCACAAAACGAGCUGGUGGUAACACCAGAACUCCGACGGGAACUCAGCUCUGAGGUCCCGUUACAUCGACGUCUCCGUGCUAUCAAGGAAUUGGGUGAAAAAGUGCUUCAUAUUCGUGUGCAGGAAGGUGGAGUAGAAAAAAUAUGGUCCACCACUAGAGACCUCCUAGAGGAGCCAUCAACGGAGGCUCGCCACGCAGCACUGGGUCUCCUCCGCUGCAUCGCUGAGGGGCAGACAGAGCUGCUCAUCAUGCGCACCAUCCUUUUCCGGUACCUGCAAGAGACGCGACCCUCGCACCACCCAGAGGACUACCAGCUGCGGUUCAAACUGCUACACACUUUGACUAACACUGGCAAAGAUAUUAAGUGCUUGGAAGAAGAGAUUGGUCCCUUUCUCCUGGAGUGGUUGCCGCAGCUGCCGGGGCCCGCUCAGAUCAUAGACUUCGUACAGCUCAUCACCAAUGUUGUCAAGUUUAAUGCUGUGUAUCUCGAUGAAGAAAUUGUGCAUGGAAUUGUUAACAACGCGUGCCACCUGUGCGUGUACUCUGCGGAGGCGGGCGUGGUGCAGGGCUGCCUGUCGCUGCUGGAGGCCGUGCUGUCGUACUCGCUGCUGCCGCGCGCCGCACUGCGCACCUUCGUCGCCGCGCUCUGCCGCACCGUCAACCUGGAGCACUACUGCCAGAACAGCUGGAAGCUGAUGCGGUACGUGGUGGGCGCGGACAUGGGGCACGCGGCGCUGCAGGCGAUGGUGGACAUGGUGCGCGAGGCGGGCGAGGCUGGUGUGGGGGCGGAGGGCGAGGCGGACGCGGGGCUGGCGCGGGGCGCCGUGUUCUACAUCAACAUGGCGCUGUGGGGGCCGCGCCGCGUGCUCACGCUGCACGUGUCGCACCUCGCCGUGCUGCCCGCCUUCCUCAAGGCGCUGAACGCGCGGCAGCCGGUGGUGACGUACGAGGUGGUGGUGGCGCUGCAGAGCCUGGUGUCGCGCAUGCCGCUCGACCUGCACGAGGUGUCCUGGGACGUGCUGCUGCGCAUCGUGCGCGAGAUACUCGACCAGGAUAAAACGCUGGAGCCACCUAACGAGCUGAUCCACAAGCAGGUGCACGCGCUGAUCACGAGCAUCGAGCAGCUGCAGGAGGCGGGCCAGUUCCAGGGAGACCCCGACGCGCUGCUCGACCUGCUCGACUACUGCGGACACGACCGACCGGAGGCGUCGACGAUGCGCGUGAUCACGCUGCGCGGCGCGGCGCUGGGCGGGUGCGGCGAGGCGGGCGCGGCGCUGGCGCUGGCCGAGCGCUACCUGCGCCUGGAGCCGCGCCUGCCCGUGCGCCUGCACACGCUGCACACCGUGCUGGCCUACAUCCGGCGCGCCAGCGUGGGCGGCGACGAGGCGGUGGAGCGCGUGGGCGCGGCGCUGGCGGCCGCGUGCGCGGGCGACGCCGAGUGCGCGCUGCGGGCCGCGGCUGCGCGCGCGCUGCCGCUGCUGGCGCGCGCCUGCUCCGCCGACGCCGCCAUCGACCUCGUCGACCAGCUCGAGAAGAUUUUGAACCGGCCGUUCGAGAUGUACGUGUCGGACGUGCCGAUCCCGGCGGAGGCGGACACCAGCGACCUGGCGGCGGCGGCCGGCGGGCUGCUGGAGCUGCUGCACGAGCGCCUGCUGCGCGCGCCCGCCGCGCCCGCCGCGCGCGCGCUGCUCGUGCUGCUCGACCACCUGGACCUGCACUACCGCCGCCCGGCGCUCUGCCGGCACCACCCCGACAUCCGACUCAAGAUCUUCGACAUGCUGUUCGGGCUGCGCGCGAACGCGUCCAACUGCGUGGGGUUCUGCUACGACUCGCGCGGCGCGUGCGUGUGGGGCGCGGCGGCGCUGCGCGUGCGGCCCACGUGCUCGCCCUUCCUGCUGGCCGAGCCGCCGCUGCCGCGCGGGGCCGCCGCGCCGCCGCCGCCUCGUGCGGACCUGCCGCCGGGCGCGUGCGUGAUCCCGGUGGGGCGGUUCGCGCGGCUGCUGACGCUGGCGCUGACGCGCGAGAGCGAGUGGGGCGUGCUGGCGCACGUGCUGCGCGCGCUGCCGCAGCUGCUGACCGCGCGCGCGCUCGUGCUGGGCCGCCGCGCGCACGACAUCGACCAGCUCGCCGCCACGCUCUGCUCCAUGGUGUCGGACCGCAGCGCCACGUUCCCCGAGUGCUCGCGCGCCAACAGCAAGCUGCUGGUGUCGGAGUUCCACGCGGCCGUGCUGCCGCCGCUGGCCGCCAUGGCGUCCUACAACGCGUACCUCGAGCCCAACACGCAGCGCCACGUCGUGCGCUGCCUGCUCAAGCACGGCAUGGUGCUGCGCACGCCGCAGCCGUACAUCAACGCGCUGACGCUGUUCACGCUGGAGACGCGCGAGACGAUGGUGCGGAUGCUGCCCGAGGUGCUGCUCGACCUGUCCAAGAUCUCCGACACGCAGGCCAUCGCCAGCCCCAUGCUCGAGUUCCUCUCCACGCUGACGCGGCUGCCGCGCGUGUUCGCGUCGUUCGUGGAGGACCAGUACAUGUCGGUGUUCGCGAUCCUGCUGCCGUACACCAACCCGUCGCGCUACAACCACUACGUGGUGUCGCUGGCGCACCACGUCAUCGCCGCCUGGUUCCUCAAGUGCCGCCUGUCCUACCGCCGCAACUUCGUGCGCUUCAUCAUACACGGUUUACACAACUACAUAAUAAUGCCGUUCGAAGAGCAGCUUCAACACAAAACGAACAACUUCCACCAGAACUCUGUUAAUGAAGACUCGUCGAACAGGCAACGGAGUUCCAGUUUGGGUUCGAAGGCGGUAUCGCGCGCACCACUAGCGGGGCGGGGCGGGGGCUCGCGGGGCGGGGCCGGGGGCGGGGCGGGGGGCGGCGCGGGGGGAGGGGGCAGCAGCGCGCCCGCCGCCUUCCACGUGGAGCUCACCGAGACCUGCGUCGACCUGCUCGCCAGAUACACCUUCACGCCCUGCAGCGUCAAGCCGCAGAGAAGUGAUACGGCAGAAUUCCUGUUUAAAGGCGGACAGUCGACAACGUGGCUAGUGGGCCACAAGCUGGUCACCAUCACCACUUCUGGCUGUUUACAGAACUCUAUCAAACAAGGCCUCUGCGAAAGGUGCGCGUCGCUGUGCCGGCAGCACGCGGAGAGCGCGGGCAGCCCGCCGGCCCCCGCGCCCGCACCCGCACCCGCACCCCCCGCACCGCCCGUGCCUGCCGACCUGCCGCCGCAGGUACAAAUUAAAGACAGUUCAGAAAGUAAUUCUUCGUCGUCGAACAAUCACCUGCAAGUCAAUUCACACGGACAGAAUAACCAACCGGAAGUCAAAAGGUACAGCAAGUGGUCGCUGCAGCACAGCCGCUCCACCGAGACGUCCUGCUCCUCCCUCUCCAUCUCCGAGCUGCAGCCGCCCUCCAGCGGACACGUCUCCAGGCAAAACUCGUCAGAGAAUAAAUCGACAGACCCUCUAGCAGAAGUACUCAAUCAGUUCACACAACGAAUAGAAAGGAUAUCCAAAGAAGUGGAUAGCGAGGAGGGCUUGUGGUGGCGCGUGGGCGGGCUGGCGGAGGCGGGCGCGUGCCCGUGCUGGUGCGCGCGCUGGGCGCAGCUGCACGUGCGCUCGCCCACCGGCGACGUGUCCUGGCUGCUGCGCAUGCAGAACCACAUAAACUCAGCGCAGCUACAGGAGUGGCCGCUGCAGGACGUGCUGGCGCUGCUGUCCCCGCCGCUGGCGACCGGCCUCGACCCCGGCGCCGCACUCAGCACGCAAGCCGCACACGCCUCACAAGCCUCACAUGCCGCCUCUGCUACUGACCUGGCUUCAGAAGAAUCAUCACGAUCGAGUCGAUCGCAACACGCAGCCGACUUGCACAAAUCCAGCUCGGACACGGUGGUGGCCGGCGAGCGGCGCGCGCCUGCGCACUCCGCGCACCAGCCCGCCAGAAUGAGCACACAACCUAUAAACAUCCCGGGGUCGCCGCAGCGACAGAGCUCGUCCAGUACGACGGGAGAUGAUGAUAUGCUACUUAUUGUACCUGAACAGGGCAAGAGCCGGCACCCGGUGCGGCGCUCCAACUCGUCGCCGGAGAUGUCCUCCUCGUGGAAGGUGCCCGUGCGGGAGCCCGCCGCGCCUGAUGAUGAACUGCCGCCAAAUGUGGAUGAGAUGAUCCUGCUGCCUGUUUGUGAGCCCACGAGCACAUCAAUGGCAAUGCAUGCGAAUAAGAAAGCAGCCAAAAAAAGCGACAUGCGGGUAUCCUGCGAAGCCAUCCCAGAAGAGACGGGCACAUCACCACAACCCCACCACGUGGCGCCGCACAACCCGCAAGUGCCACAGAACCAGCAAGUGCCGCUCAACCCGCCGGUGCCGCAUAACUCUCAGACGCUGAACCAGCAAGCGCCGGUCGAGCAGCCUCAGGGAACACAGAACCACCACAAGCCGCAUCCGCACCUCAUAACUUACAAUUCAGAUCCAGGUGCGGUGGGGUCAGACACAGAAGUAGACGAUAACUCAAACUCGGACGGACUGAACGUUGUACACGCACACCAUCAAUUGCAGAAGACAAGCAGCGACAGCACGGUAACGACGGGCGCGGGCGCGGGCGGGGCGGGUGCGGGCGGGUGCGGGGGCGGGGGCGGGGGCGCGCGGGACGAGCUGCCGCCGCUGGCGCGCUCCAAGCGCUCCAACACCAUCUCCGUCAUGAGCCCCACCGAGCGCGCGCGCUACCAGACCGCACGGGACGGUGCAGCGCGCGCGAACAACAACGCGUCGAGCGGCGGAGGGGGUGGGGGAAGUGCCGGUGCAGGAGGCGCGGGUGGGGGGGUUUCGCCCUCCUUCGUGUUCCUGCAGCUCUACCACAACAUGAGCACCUAUCCCAUCUCUCCGCCCGUGCCCGGGGAAGUGCCAACGCAGCUGAGCGCGGGCUGCGAGCGGCCGCUCAAGGUGUGCGGCGCGCAGCACGAGCGCACGCUCAAGAACAUCGAUCUCAUGCCGCCCUUGGAGACGUACAAGGUUGGCGUGCUGUAUGUAGGUCCGGGACAACAAGAUGACGAGGUCGCUAUUUUGAAAAAUGAAUAUGGCAGCGUCAGAUAUUCAGAAUUCCUGCGCGCUCUUGGUACACUAGUACCGCUAGAAGGUGCAGACGAACCUAACCUAUUUCUGAACUUAGAAAAAGGCGGCAAAGACGGCCGAUACACUUACGUUUGGACAGACGACAUAAUGCAGGUGCAGUUCCACGUGGCGACGGCGAUGCCGAGCUGCGCGCGCGACCCGCACUGCAACGAGAAGCGCAAAUACAUCGGCAACGAUUUCGUGUCCAUCGUGUACAACGACUCGGGACACGACUUCAACAUACUCACUAUUAAGGGCCAGUUCAACCUGUGCGUGGUGGUGGUGGAGCCGAUGGAGUGCGGCAUGAGCCGCGUGCUGGUGAAGACCAAGGACGAGCGCAUCCGCAGCAAGUUCCUCGCGCACCUGCAGCCCACCGCGCUCUCCGACACCAGCGUGCCGCUGCUGGCGCGCCAGCAGGCGCUGCACUGCGCGCUGGCGUCGCAGAUCAGCCAGUCGCUGGAGACGGCGGGCGGGCAGCCGUACGCGUCCAACUGCCUGGAGCGGCUGCGGCUCAUCAAGCGGCUGCGCGCGCGCAUCGAGGCGGAGCGCCGCUCGGCCGCCGCCCGCGCGCCGCCCCCCUACCACGCCUCGCCGCACUCCGCGCACGCCCAGCGGCGCGUCGCCAUCGACGACUUCAACGACUACACGUAGCCGCACCCCCACACACUCCCCCUCCCCCCACCACCACCAACACUGGACGUGACACACGCGCUGUGACGACGCGGCAUAACAAACUGUCGUUGCUACUGUCACUAUCGCAGUAACAAAUUGGAAACGCCGGCUCUAAUAGUUGUAAACUUAACGCUAAUGUACGGAGUGAACUGAAUACACAUGUGACACCCAUACACAGCUGUAAGCACGUAUGUGGUGUAUGGGUGAGAACAUAACAAUGAUUAAAACUGAAAUUGUUUCAACAUGUAUGGUCUCUUUAAAUUUAUUUUUUUGUUCAGUUUAUAGGAUGCGUUCUAUUAGAUAGGGAGGCGAGGUAGCUAAAUGGCGUAAUUCAACGGCGUCGUCGAGACUUAUCAAAAUCGAUAGAUAAAAUAAUUUCAAAAAGAAAAGCUUCUAUGG
Molecule: messenger RNA, 6449 nt
Organism: Colias croceus (clouded yellow)
Lineage: Eukaryota; Metazoa; Arthropoda; Insecta; Lepidoptera; Pieridae
Gene: gig
Product: tuberin
Exons: 38
Coding region: 189-6029 (1946 amino acids)
Biological process (GO): regulation of cell cycle; negative regulation of phosphatidylinositol 3-kinase/protein kinase B signal transduction; negative regulation of Wnt signaling pathway
Cellular component (GO): TSC1-TSC2 complex; cytoplasm; nucleus
Molecular function (GO): GTPase activator activity
Source: RefSeq, a predicted model, not a curated record